UUUCUCCUAGCUACUGGCUCCUAAGAGCACUUUUGUAGGCGUCGAGUGUGUGUAUCUUUGCUUCACUCUUUAGAGAGUACCAUUAUUAAUAAAUUACCUACGCCAAAGAUAUUUCUGUACACUUUUUUUUUGUAAAGACAUCGAGGUUUCAUUUGCCAAAAAGUAAGAACAACAUAAGAACAUGACCCAGUAAAAGAAAAGUAAUGUGUUUUUUCAAAAUUUGUUUUCUUGUUAACAAAACUACUGAAAAUAUCACGCAAAACUGUCAUUAAUGUUCUGGGAAACAACUGAUAGUAUUUACUUGUAGAGAAAUCUAUUUUGAAAUAAGAAAACUAAGAGCACGCGAGCCUAAAUUUAUCCAAAAUAGUAAUGUUGAGCCUUGGCAAAAAUCAUCUGGUUCUCAAAAAAAGAGUGUAUAACUGCUGCGGAAAAUUUUCCUUCUUGAAUAAAAGACCUUGUGUUCAUCUAUAAUGCCGUCGGAAGAGGGAGUGAUAGUCUUAAGCCCCUAAAUAAUCGUCAAUCUUUGUUUAAUUAUGUAUAAUAAACUACUGAAAUGGAAGCAACAAAUGGAUUGCUGUUUCUUGAGACCCCUCCCGUCAUUCCAUCAUUAAUCUUUCCUACUUAGUCAAUGUACAGCACCGUAUACAGUUGCUGUUUGUCUAGUUUCUCCGAGUAAUUUGAUCUCAGCCAUAAAGAAAUCACGAGUUUGUUGCCAUAGUUUACCUGUAACUGUAAGUUGUAUCUAUGCACAGUGUAUAAUAAGUGAGGACUAAGAGUAAAGGCUCAGGGAGCUAGUAUUUUGUUUUCCUUAUCAUUUAUUCAUGCCAUUCGAGUUAUAUAGACGUAAGACUUGUGGCUUAUUCAGACGAUGCCUUUGACUAUUUAACUCACAUUCAUGUUAUGGAGUAAAGUGAAUAGCAAGGUGCACGUGUUUUAAGGCUGUGCGGCUCGUGUCAUCAAUUGCUUAUUGGCAUGAGCAACCAACUUUUCUAUCAGUUUAUCUAAUUCAUUUGCUUUAAACGGCGAAUUACAGUCCUAUCAGAAAUUUGCGAGUUACCAGAGCAGGAUAUAAUCAUCAUAGUAUAUUUUUGUUGGUUGUUCAUACGCACCUUGAGGAGACAUAGGCAUGUUGAAUUCUGAUGGUUUUGCAGCAUAAUCAAUGAAUUGGUAUUUGAACGAGUAAUAAAUUAGGAGUCGAUUAUUAAGUCAUCGAUGAUGGUUGAAUCGUUAUUCGGCAAAAGUAUCAAUGCUGGAAUACAAAAAUUGAGGAAAAGGCUUAGAAUCUACCAGGUUGUUCCCCCGGAUGACAGUGCUUCAGAACGUGCGUUGUCAGAUGGCCAUUCAGUCAAGUCAGGGGGUAAAGAGUCAGGGAAUCUCUCUGGAAGUGAAAAGGCAUCGUCAAAGGGCAAAGAUCGAGGAGGCUUUGAAUCUGAGGCGGAAUCGAUCGUUUCAAGGAGAAGUUCUCGGAGGUCAGCAAGACGUUCCGAUAGCGAAGCCGGUCGUGCUCCUCAGCAGAGGACAAGCAGACGGCAUCAUGGCGGCUCGGAGUACGACAGUUCCUCAAUGAUGAGCAGUGACCUCGAUUCCACGAGUUUUGUAGAUUCAGAUGAUGAAAGCAGACUAUCAAGCGCCACGGAAAGUUCGCGUUACAGUCAAAGCAAGCACAGACGACGUCGACGCAGACAUAGAAUGCCCAGGGUGGAGCGAUGUUCCUCGUUCAGCACCAUCACUGAAUCAACAAUGUCGCUGAACAUCAUCACAGUCACGCUUAAUAUGGAUAAGAUAAAUUUUCUGGGAAUCAGCAUCGUCGGCCAGUCGAAUAAACGCGGUGAUGGCGGAAUCUAUGUUGGCUCUGUCAUGAAGGGUGGUGCUGUCGAUGCUGAUGGAAGAAUAGAACCCGGAGACCUGCUUUUAGCCGUCAACGAUGUUAACUUCGAAAAUAUGAGCAACGAUGAUGCCGUUCGAGUUUUAAGAGAAGCUGUACACAAACCAGGCCCAAUAACGUUAACUGUUGCAAAAUGCUGGGAUCCAUCACCGAAAGGUUAUUUCACAGUUCCUAAGAAUGAUGGUGUACCUGUAUCCAUAGGUGAUGAACCAGUUCGACCCAUCGACCCGUCGGCUUGGAUUCAGCACUCAGAGGCUGUGAGAGCUGCUGGAGGACUGUUAAGUCGACCUCAAGGCCCUGGCAGUCCGUCCCUCAGCAAUAUGACUUCUACCAGUUCAUCGCUCACAAGUUCAAUACCCGAAGCAGAUCGCUACCUUGACAAUCCAGAUGGCUCCAUUGGACUUGGCCUAACCAUUGAAACUGACAUGUUAACCGUUGUCAAAGCCAUGGCUUCAAGUGAUUCCGGAUUGGAUGUCAGGGACAGAAUGUGGCUGAAAAUAACGAUUCCUAAAGCGUUUAUAGGUGCUGACUUAGUCGAUUGGUUAUACACACAUUUAGAAGGAUUCCAAGAUAGACGAGAUGCCCGUAAAUAUGCUUCGAAAUUACUCAAGGCACGAUUGAUUCGACACACGGUGAACAAAAUAACGUUCUCUGAGCAGUGUUAUUACGUUUUUGGUGAUCUUUGCGGAAACUUGACAUCACUGACACUGAAUGACAUCGACGGAAGCGACGAUCAAGACACCUUGGCUCCACUUGCAUCCUUACCCGGUGGCUCCAGCCAAAUCGGUUGGAUCGGAAUGCCACAGCCAAUGCCAGGCGGCUCCCAGGUAGGCCAGAUCUACCCACAAAUGCCACCACCGCCCAGUUAUUCACAGGUCCAGCAAGGCUACGGCAUGCCAACUGACUUGCAAUACGCUCAGUAUGCCCAGUUUAUGGUUCAACAACAAGGAGUAGCUAUGAUACCAUCUUCAGCUCAAAGUGUCAGCAGUGGCAGUGGCUCGCAAAGAAGUGGCUCUCAGAAGAGUGCUUCACAUAAGGAGAUGGACCGGGAGACCGUGCGCAGCAGUGGCUCAUCGGAAAGGAGUGCAGCCAGUAGCAGGCUAGAGAAACCGGACGACAAGGAUCGUAUCAGCUUACGGGACGAUAUUAGUGUAAGCGGAAGUGAAAUGGGUAGAGACUUGGCCUCUGUACCGUCGAGUAUUAGCGGAAGCAGGCAGAGUUUUCGCAUGGCAAUGGUCAACCCAAUGAAUGAGUUUUUCGUUGACGUCAUGUAGUGCAUUUUCAAGGUAUUUUGACUUGACAGGGCAGGAUUCCGAGUGGAUGACAAGCAUUCUGAAUUUUAAAAAGAGGUUUCGUUUAUGCCUUAUGUGUCGAAUUCGGAUGUUGCCGCUUUUUACGAAAACAAUCUCAUCUUCCGUUUGAGGUACUUCAUGAAUGACCCGUAAAUAUUAUUCAAGACUUAAUGCUUGGACAAUAACACAAUGUUUCGCUCCAGGCUUCAAAAGGGCAAUAUGUUCGAAUAUUGUGUGAUGCGAUGAUUUCCUAAAUCAUAAUUGCGGCCUACAGGAAAGAUAUUUAUUUUACAGAAAUGUUUUGUUAUCUGCUGCUGGCUUUGUGGAGUCAAGAAAAAAGACAUUCGUAACAACAUGAAUACGGGGCAAACUAUGAUGAUGGAAAAGAAGAAUGUUCGGAUGUUUUUGCCCGGACAGUUUUUCUUCCCGGACAAUGGCCUACUUACCGGAUAGUCUUUUUUACCGGGCAGUCGUUUUCUCCUCGUAUUCUUUUUGCAAUGAUGAACCAGGAACAGUUGAAGGACGUCCAAGGGAGAUAAAAAUUUAUAUUCGCAGUUUUAUCAACUUGAGCCUUAAUUCUUCUAAGAUGAAUUUUUGGAGGACGUGGCCAUAAACCUGCAACAUCUUCGUUUUCUGUCAUCCACUGGUUUUUAUUUAUGCCAUUUUUGUUGUCAGUUAGUGCGUUCUCAUCAAGCAAUACCCGAUGGUGGCUGUUUGGACUUGCAUUUGCAUAUAUUUAAGUUUUUUACUAGGUAUAAUUAUGAAUUUAUUUUUGUCAAUAAUGAAGUAUUUUUGUUUCAUGUUUUUGAUGUAACAUCGCAUGACUUGUUUUUGCGUGUUUCAUUCAUUUCCAUCAGAAUACUUUUCCUUCAUUUUCAGCUCUAGUUUCAUUUUCUCCUCAUACUGGUAAAGAUCUUUCAUAGAUUUUAGCUAGAAUUUAUCGAACCACUGGCUUCUUUCCAAAAGUUCUCGCAACCCAAUCCUUAGAAAUAUGUCUAUAAAUGGAUUUGAACUUUCCAUAGUCUAACAAAAUUGUAUCUAAGAUUGUAUGGGAAUUCUAAUAAUAUAGGUUUAUAAUCUCUAACCGCCUGUCUCCUAAAGAUAUUGAAUUAAAAUAGACUCCAACCCUACUUUAAUCUGUUAUGUACUCCUGUUAUCAAUUCGCCAUUUUUGAUCAUUUGCUCUUCCGCUGAAAACGUACUUUCUUGUUGUUAAUUUUUAUAAUAUGUACUAUAGCGUGUUGUCGAUUUAAAGUGAGCUAACCUAGCAGAACAAAAUAAACUAGAAAAAAUGUUAAAAAUAUAUUGUCAAUUUUGCGAAUAGUUGUCAGCUGAUCAACAGGAACUGAUUUUUUUAUGUUUUAAUUAAAUAAAUGCGUCAUCUACGCGAGGAAAA
Rhopilema esculentum is the source of this 4572-nucleotide messenger RNA. RefSeq names its product segment polarity protein dishevelled homolog DVL-3. Gene Ontology annotation, biological process: canonical Wnt signaling pathway; intracellular signal transduction. The record is from RefSeq and is a predicted model, not a curated record. NCBI's taxonomy places the organism in Eukaryota, Metazoa, Cnidaria, Scyphozoa, Rhizostomeae, Rhizostomatidae. Gene Ontology annotation, molecular function: protein binding. Gene Ontology annotation, cellular component: cytosol.